AUGUACCAAAGUCUGACCCUGUCCUCCAACCAGUCCCCUUACGCGCACGACACCGGGAAUUACAUGCACCCCUCGGCCAGCUCCCCGGUGUAUGUGCCCACCACCAGGGUACCGGCCAUGCUGCCCACGCUGCCCUACCUCCAGACCUGCGACUCGCCACACCAGUCCCACGGCCUGGGCGCGCACCACGGCUGGCCCCAGACCGGCACGGACGGCACCUCUUUUACCCCCAGCAGCCCUCACCCUCCUCCGGGCUUCUCCUACUCCCACAGCCCGCCUGUCAGCACCAACACCGGCCGGGACACCACCUACCAGAGCCCGCUGGUUCUGGGGAACGGAGCCCGGCCGGAGCAGUACGGAGGCGCUCUGGUGCGCUCCGUCGGCGGCUCUUACUCCAGUCCUUACGCGUACAUGAGCCCGGAGAUGGCCACGUCCUCCUGGACCCCCGGACCCUUCGAGAGCGGGGUCAUCAGUCUGCAGGGGCGGCAAGGAGGCCUGUCUGGAAGGAGGUCCAGUCUGGACCUGAUGGAUGAUUUCAGCACCGAGGGCAGGGAGUGCGUGAACUGCGGCUCCGUGUCCACGCCUCUGUGGCGGAGGGACGGGACCGGACACUACCUGUGUAACGCAUGCGGCCUUUACCACAAGAUGAACGGCAUCAACAGGCCGCUUAUUAAACCGCAGAAACGCCUGCAAACCACGUCUCGUCGGGCCGGCCUGUGCUGCACUAACUGCCACACCAGCACCACCACACUGUGGAGACGCAACGCCGAGGGGGAACCUGUGUGCAACGCCUGUGGCCUGUACAUGAAGCUGCAUGGGGUGCCCAGACCUCUGGCCAUGAAGAAGGAGAGCAUUCAGACCAGGAAACGCAAACCCAAGAUGCCCAAGAAUAAAACAGGAGGAUCCACCACAUCUGACACAAACUCCCCAUCAGCUCUGUCAGUCUCAGAACACGCCUCCACCAUUAAGAGUGAACCCAAUAUGGCUCCUUCACCCUACGCCGGACAAACAGUUACAUCUGCCACUCAGACGGCCUCUCAGUUAGACAGCACAGGCUCAGGACACGUGGAUAUUAAAUAUGAGGAUUAUCCCUUUACUCCGACCUCCAUGGCUCCACAGAACUCCUGGUGUGCUUUGUCUCAAGCGUGA
Messenger RNA from Sphaeramia orbicularis (orbiculate cardinalfish), 1149 nucleotides. RefSeq names its product GATA binding protein 5 (gene gata5). The transcript has 6 exons. The record is from RefSeq and is a predicted model, not a curated record. The coding region runs from base 1 to 1149 and encodes 382 amino acids. Lineage: Eukaryota; Metazoa; Chordata; Actinopteri; Kurtiformes; Apogonidae. Gene Ontology annotation, molecular function: RNA polymerase II cis-regulatory region sequence-specific DNA binding; DNA-binding transcription factor activity, RNA polymerase II-specific; zinc ion binding. Gene Ontology annotation, cellular component: nucleus. Gene Ontology annotation, biological process: cell fate commitment; positive regulation of transcription by RNA polymerase II; negative regulation of transcription by RNA polymerase II.